Molecule: messenger RNA, 1500 nt
Organism: Neospora caninum
Lineage: Eukaryota; Apicomplexa; Conoidasida; Eucoccidiorida; Sarcocystidae
Product: Serine hydroxymethyltransferase,related
Exons: 8
Coding region: 1-1500 (499 amino acids)
Biological process (GO): tetrahydrofolate interconversion; L-serine catabolic process; folic acid metabolic process
Cellular component (GO): cytoplasm
Molecular function (GO): zinc ion binding; pyridoxal phosphate binding; glycine hydroxymethyltransferase activity
Source: RefSeq, a predicted model, not a curated record
AUGUCGCCGCAACCCGUGCCCCCAGUGAAUAGGGAUUUGUCGGGCUUCACUGCCGCCGUGGGGGGCGAGCAGGACGAGGCAGACGUCACGAUGCUUCAGUCUGCGACUCCCCGUGGUGAUCCAAAGCACGGGGAAGUAGGUUCCCGAACGACGGACAUGAAGCCUCGAGCACUCGCUACGCAGGACCCCGAACUCUAUGAGCUUCUUCAACAGGAAAAGGAACGACAGGUCUCAGGUCUCGAACUCAUCGCAUCUGAAAAUUUUACGUCACAGGCUGUGAUGGAAUGCCUGGGAUCCUGCUUGACGAACAAGUAUAGCGAGGGGUACCCUGGCGCACGCUACUAUGGAGGAAACGAAGUUAUAGAUCGCAUCGAAUCUCUAUGUCAGCGUCGUGCGUUGGCUGCCUUCGGCCUGGAUGCGGAGGAGUGGGCCGUGAAUGUUCAACCGUACAGUGGCAGUCCCGCUAACAUGGCCGUCUUCGUUGGGCUGCUUCAGCCGCAUGAUCGAAUCAUGGGACUUGAUCUGCCGUCGGGAGGGCAUCUGACGCAUGGUUUCUACACUGCGAAGAAACGCAUCAGUGCAACGUCAAUUUUUUUCGAAUCCCUCCCAUAUGGAGUGGAUGAAACAACCGGUUUGAUAGACUACGAAGAGCUGCGGAAGCGAGCCCUAGUGUUCAGACCGAAGCUGAUUAUCUGCGGCCACUCAGCGUAUCCAAGAGAUCUGGACUACGCGAAAUUCAGGGAGAUCGCGGAUGCCGCCGGUGCAAUGCUAAUGUGUGACAUGGCACAUACCAGUGGAUUGAUUGCUGCGAGGCUCCUGACUUCUCCCUUCCAGUAUUGCGAUAUCGUCACAACGACCACGCACAAAACCCUGCGCGGCCCUCGAAGUGGAAUGAUUUUCGUGAACAAGAGGAGAGUUCCGGACGGCGAGGGACUCAUUAAUUCUGGCGUUUUCCCUUCUCUCCAAGGAGGCCCGCACAACCACCAGAUCGCAGCUCUCGCGUGCCAGCUGAAGGAGGUGAUGUCUCCGUCUUGGGCGACAUAUGCAUCUCAAGUUAUUCGAAACUCUAGGGCUUUGGCUGCGCGUCUUCAACAUCACGGCCACCGAUUGACGACAGACGGGACCGACAACCACCUCCUUCUUAUGGACCUCCGUCCAGAUGGAAUCACUGGCACGAAAAUGCAACUCUGCUGCGACGAAGCAAGCAUUACGCUCAACAAGAACACUGUCCCUGGUGACACGUCAGCGGCGAAUCCCUCUGGCGUACGAAUUGGAUCCCCGGCUCUGACGACUAGAGGAUUCAAGGAGAACGACUUCGAACGAAUUGCUGACUGGCUUCAUGAAAUUGUCGUUAUUGCCCAGGAGAUCCAAACAAAGUACGGCAAGAAACUUGUGGAUUUCAAAAAGGGCGUUCCCGAGCAUCCCCAUUUACUCGAAAUUAAACAAGAAAUCGCAAAAUGGUCUCGGAGUUUUCCAAUGCCAGGCCAAACCGACAUCUGA